Molecule: messenger RNA, 5958 nt
Organism: Polistes dominula (European paper wasp)
Lineage: Eukaryota; Metazoa; Arthropoda; Insecta; Hymenoptera; Vespidae
Gene: Atg17
Product: autophagy-related 17
Biological process (GO): positive regulation of protein phosphorylation; reticulophagy; glycophagy
Cellular component (GO): phagophore assembly site membrane; Atg1/ULK1 kinase complex
Molecular function (GO): molecular adaptor activity; protein kinase binding
Source: RefSeq, a predicted model, not a curated record
AGAAAACACGAAAAAAAAAAAAUUACGAAAAGAAAUUAAAAAGAGAUCUUUUCGUUUAUAAAUAAACAAAGAGCCUGUUGUAGAAGGCAACUGUAAUCUCUGAAUGAUCUACGACGCGAUCAAAAGUCGUAACCGAGGUAGAACCGAUAGAAUAAAAAGUUAUAACAAUAGUAAUAAUAAUAUAAGUCAAGAUAAUCGUCCUUGUAAUCCUCGUCUUGGGACGAGAUCAUCCACCUCGUUGUGUUUAAAUUCUUCGUCAAGGCUUUCCUUCUCCUAUUUUUUAUCAUCAUCUUCAUCGUCAUCGUCACUGUUGUCGAAAUCAUCGUCCUUGAGGAACAACGGGAUCGUUUCAACGAUCGAUGCGGCAUAGACAAACCGGGGCCGUACUCGCGAGCUUCGAGAAACCUGGGGUACGGCCCCGAUCGAGCUGACUAUUGGGGGAAUUUGUCCCUCGAGGAGGAGGGGAAGGAAGAAAAAAGGUCAAAGGAGAAAAGCAACACAACUGUCACGUAGUUUAUGGGAGAGGACCAAAAGGGAAAAAGGUACCUGCUGCUGCUGUUGCUUUUGUUGCUGUUGCUGCUUUUCCUCUAGGAGAACCUUUCGGAAAUCAUUGUUAAAGGAAAAGCACGCAUGCUUCGAACUAAUCGAAAUCGGUGAGGAUACCUGAAAAUAGGAAAAAAGAACGAGAGGAAGAAGAAGACUUUUAGUAUUCAUUUUGAUCUCUACCUGGACGGCAUAAAGAUGCUCUACGUGUUUCAUGUGGAUACCGGCACCACCAUCACUUUUAAUAUCAACCAAACCAUGGAAACUGUCUCUUCUUUGAAGGAGGCAAUUGAGAGGGAAUGUGGGGUUAUGGCGUGCCAUCAGGUGCUCCUGAUGAGCGGAGGUGAUAGUUUAGAACCAAAUGCCCUUGUGGGUACUUAUUCAGUUGGAACCGAUACAAAUCCGAUUUAUUUAUUCAGUAAGGCUAUGAUCGAGAGCAACGUUCAACCAACACCAAGCAUAGACUACGGUUGUGAUGUCGAUCUUCAGCAGCAAAUCGAAGUAUCUAUGGGAAUGCCACCUUCUCAAGGUACUGUCACUGCACGUGCUCAACUUGCACAACAUUGUUGCGCAUUGGCACGCGAACAAACGAGAAUUUGUGAGAAAUUGGUUCACGAUCAACAUCUCCAGCAACAGGGUUGGUUUGCGGUUGUUGCCAAUCUUGAGGAUAUUACAAAAAUGUUUCAAACAAGAGCCGAAAUAUUGCAACAAAGUUUCGAUGUUUACCUUGCCGAGAGGCAACAACAUAUGCAGCUUCUUAAUAACUUCCAACAAGAUUUGGAAACUUUGGCAAAAAUUCCAAUAUUACCUGCGUUAAGGGCUCACGCGGAAGGUCUUUUGAGUCCGGAAGAUCAAGAAGACAACUUGGAACAGCAGUUGGAGAAGAAUGAGGAAGUUUUGAGUCUGCUUAGAUGGAUUUCCGCGAAGGACAAUCAGAGUAGUUUAGAACAAGUGGCUGAGCAAUGUAGUCGAGGUUUGGAACAAUUCGAUGAAAAGGCAAUGGCUUCGUUAAAGGCUGAAAUAACUACAGCUAUUACGAAUUCGAACAAAACGGACAUGAAAGAAAUAAAGGGUCUUGGUCAGAGGCUUUUUGCUUUGGAAACCUUACUGACAACAGCGAGGAGAUGUGUGGUCGAUCAAAGCGAGCUCUCACAAGGAUUUCUUCAAAAUGAAAAACGCGCAAAGCAUAUCGGUGAUAAGAGUAUUUUACCCGAUCUCUGCAGGUCGCAUCAAAAUCAAUUAGCGGUAAUGCUUAGCAAUCAUAAUCAAAUACGUGACAUUAGGCGCAAGUGUACCAAAGCAAAAGAAGAAUUGUCCGGUAAUAUUCACGUACGUUUAAAAUGGGUAAUGUACGUGGAAAAUAAAAUGAUGGAGGUUGAUAGCAAACUUGUUAUGUAUCACGAAAGUCUGAAACGUUUAAGACGUCAUCUCGAAGUAUUGCAGCAAAUUCACUUGGCACCCCAAAUGUAUAUAAAUGCUGUCGCCGAGGUUGUCAGGAGGCGAACCUUUUCUCAAUCUUUUCUUGUAUGGGCCAGUAAUCUUGCUUGCCAGUUGUUGACCGCCCAUACUGAAGAACUAGCUCGUAGACGCGAGUUUCAUAAUAAAUUUGAAGGUCAUUUCUUGAACACGCUAUUUCCUGGUUUAGAUGACACCCCACCGCCUUUUGCAACCGAAGCACCUUCGGUUUUUGACAACGCAUUACCAAAGUUAACUGCGAGCGAUAUGGAGUCCCUUAGAUCACAAUUACCUGAUAUAGCACUUAGUAUCUCUAUGCCAGAUUUAAACAGUAUAACGGAAUUCUUUUUAUCUAAAAAUUUGACUGAAGCAAGCACGGAAGGGAACCAAGAGAAAAAAAUUAUGUCGACUCGCGUAGAGGAUUCUUCUAAAGAGCAAGACCGUAUUAGAGCACCUGCGCUGGGUGACAGAGGUGGAUUUGAGUCGGAAACGGAUACGGAAGAGUUCGAGAAAAUAGGACAAGGCGCGACAGAUUCUAAACCUAGUUCCUUCGAUGGCACCCAACAGAAAAAGCAGAAACAAUUGGAGGUUGGUGCCUCGCGAAGCGUGUCCCCUGCUUCUUCCAGUUCGACUAACGUCUCACCAUUAAACACGAAGAUCGCAGAUCUAACAAGUCGAUUAUGUACAUCGAACGAACCCAGUUCCUUCCAUUUUCCUAGUCUUACCGUCAGUGAACGACCCACUCAGCUAAGUCCUCUCACCGAGUGCGCGGAAAACGGUGAAUCUUCUUCCAGUCAGUUGCAAAGUGCUGCUGCUGCAAACGGGUACCCAAAGAAUCCUACAAUAACUCCGUCCGUAUCCUCUGACAAGACCGAGGCAUCUAAUUCCUUGAGUCCGAAUCCUCCUACCUUACCUUCUAACUCCGUGGUGUGCGACGGCCAGCAACAGCAACUACAGUCAUUCUCUGGUAGCGGGGCUAGCAGCCCUUCCAUCGGAGUUGGUGCUACUGACUUCGUGGGUACCGAGUUUUACAUGGACGAUUCUUUGCCGAGCAGCCUCAGCGAACCUCCCGUCGACGGGCAUCCGGCUGUCGUUUCCUUUCUUCAGGAAAGUCUUGGGAACGCACGCGAAGAGGUGGAAAGAUUACGUUCGAUUUUGAGGAGUAUGAAAGUGGUCGUAAACGAAGCCUUAACAUCCGUUCGAGAAGAAUUAACAGUUUUACGAAAUCGAUCAGAUUUUGAAAACAGCGGUAUUACAGAAUUAACCGAACGUAUUCGUCAAGCUUUAACAUUGUACUCGAACGAAUACGAUCAUCGUUUGCAAGAACGCGAACAAGAACUAACCGUUAGUCACGAGCUUGAAAUGAGUGAUAUAAAAAAAAUAAUGCAUACCCAAGAUGAAGAGAUACGUAUUGUAAAAGAAAAACUCUUUGAGAAGGAAACCGAAGUAGCGGAACAACAACAUUUGAUUAGUACAAUGCGUCAAAAAAUGGAUACCGAACAAACCGACUUAAGGAAUUUGCAAUCGCGUUAUCAUCAACAAAUGGAUGAGACUUUGGAACAGGCUCGUAUCGACAAGGAAACGGCUGUUGAAAAGGUAAAUGAUGAGAAGUAUGUGAAAAUAGCUUCUCUUACCAAUUCAUUAAAUCAAUGUCAGAAACGUAUAAAAGAACUCGAAGAUAGUUUGAGCUCUGCUCGUGUGGAACAACACAGAAUGGUAAAGGAAGCUACGGAAAAAUUGGAAUUGGAGUAUAAAAAGGAAUUAGAUUCUAUUAGAACACGUUUAAAAUCAACUGCGGGUAAUACUAUGGAAAGGAGUCCUAGUGAUUCCAGUUUGGAAAAGAUAGAGCGACCUGAUUUCAUCAAACUUGUUAAUCACGAAGCUAUAUUAGCAAAAGCAAAAGAAGAAAUGAAAUUAGAAAACACAGCAGCCAUACGUAAUGCAAUUGAAAAAGAACGUGCCGAUUGCGAGGCUAAAUUAGAUCACGAACUUUUAAUGGCCAGGCAAGUGAUAGAAGGUAGGGAAAGAGAGCUCGAGUUUCUAAGACAAAAGUUCACAAAUUUAUCAGACGAAUACGAAUGGCAGAAACGUACGAUUAAACAAUUAGCCAAAUCAAAAAAUGUAUCCAGGCAUGCGCUCAAUGAAAAGGUAGAAAAUUUAGUAGAAGCAGAUAAGAAGAGUCGAGAUCAAAAAGAGAAGGUAGUUCUUUUAAUGGAUUCAUCAUCGCAUAAGGAAUUUGAUCAAGAUUGUUUGGAUAUGAGUCAAAGUAAUUUAGGAGAAGCUAUGAAAAGUUUGGAAAGUGAUAAGGACGAAGCUGAAGCAUCGGAAUCAAAAAAAGUACGUUUGGAAACUGACGAUGAUUAUUCGCGUUUAUCAAGAAGACUCGAAAUUCUUGAAAACGACAAUAAGAGAUUAUCCACGGAAUUAAAAAUGAUAAUGGAAAGUAAAAUAGUCUCAGAUGCUAAGAUCGAAGCAUUGGAAGCCGAUAAGGUUCGUUUGGAAAUUGAAUUAGUUAAGGAACGCAGCAGAAGAGAUUUUGCUGAGUCAUCGUCCUCCACCUCCGAUAUUCGUGAAAAAGAUAUGAACACAUCCGUUGCUAUUGUUUCUGGAUCGUCAUCUUGUCGUGAAUCUACGACCAGUCGAGAUGGUCUCGUACCUUACUUUCACUUGAUCCAACUGUGUCAGAAGAGAAACAUUCCGAAAUUAAUUCAACAGAGACGUAUUACGGUAACCUCGUGUAAUCCCGGUGACACGGUUCUUGUUAUUUAUGAUCCCCUUCAUUGGAGUUAUGCGUUGCUUCAGGAAUCUUCGACACUUUAUUUUGUAAAUUCAGAUUGUCUAGAAUCUCUAGGAUGGACUGUCGAUGGACUUCCGCAAGUAAUCGAAGCUAUCGCUGAAGUUAUCAAUAAGGAAUACUGCAUAGCAAGAAAGUCAACCAAUCGUUAUCGUGUAACCCAAGGCACUAAGUUCUACCAAGUGCGUAUAAAGCCAGUAGAUGAGACUGCUGAGAAAUCUAAAUCUCAGAUGUCGAAAAGAGGCAAUGCAGCAGAAUAAUUUCAAUUUAACGCAUCCUUUGGUCCUCAGUUUUUAAUAAAGCUGUGGUUAUGCAUGAAAUACAACCAGAUGUGGUGCGUUACAUGUUUAAUGAGUAGAAGAAGGAAAGCGAGAUAAUAAAUUCUCCAACUGUAUCUGUGAAAACUCAAAUCAAGAUUUAAAUUUACCAGAGUCUCAAGGAUAUAUCUUCAUCGUUUGUGAACAUAUAGAUACAUAAAUAUAUAUAUAUAUAAACUACACAUGCAAGGAUAAGUGAAUGUGAUAAUAAUAAAAAAAAAAAGCAGGAAGAGAAAAAAGAAAAAAAAAUUAUUAUUAUAACGUGAAUGGAUGCGUGCGUCUCCGCGCAUUGGAGUUUCACUGUGAUAUAAAUAAUUUUUAAAUAAGUGAAACAUAAAUUGCUAAAUGCAGUGGUGGGUGGUGAAUUAGCUAUGAAAUGUCACUACAUUUAAAUAUUCUUCUGUGUCCCUAAACUUAUCCAGUAAUGAAUUAUUUUCUUUUUUAAUUUGUUUGUUUGUUCAAUUUCUUCUUUAUUUCUUUCAUUUAUUUAUCAUCUUCAUAAACAUAAUAAAUAGCAAAAGAAGAAAAAGAAGAAUAAGAAAAAGAAGGAGAAAACAGCAUAUUGUAUGAAUGACAUCAAUAACAAUUUUCUGUAAUUUGACGAUAUAUAGGAAGAAAAGUAAAAUUAGAGCUUAAAACUUUAGUAAAAAAAAAAAAAUAAAAAAAAAACCAAAAAACAAAAAAAAAAUAAGAAAUACAACAUCAAAAAUGAAACAAAUACCCGAUGCGGAUAUAAGUGAAAAAGCGAGAGUUGUAUUAGUGUUCGGUAAUUUCGCUUUGAAACUUCCGCAUUCGAACGAUUAAAUUAUCUUUGCACUAUGUGAAAAGCUUAGUUGUAAGUUUUACAAA